Molecule: messenger RNA, 2001 nt
Organism: Puma concolor (puma)
Lineage: Eukaryota; Metazoa; Chordata; Mammalia; Carnivora; Felidae
Source: RefSeq, a predicted model, not a curated record
AUGGGGAGGAUCGCAGCCAAAAUUGGAGGCGACGCUGCUACCACAGUGAAUAACAGCACUCCUGAUUUUGGUUUUGGGGGCCAAAAGAGGCAGUUAGAAGAUGGAGACCAACCGGAGAGCAAGAAACUGGCUUCCCAGGGAGACUCCAUCAGUUCUCAACUUGGACCCAUCCAUCCUCCCCCCAGGACUUCAAUGACAGAAGAGUACAGGGUCCCAGAUGGCAUGGUGGGACUAAUCAUUGGCAGAGGAGGUGAACAGAUUAACAAAAUCCAGCAGGAUUCAGGCUGCAAAGUCCAGAUCUCUCCAGACAGCGGUGGCCUACCAGAGCGCAGCGUAUCCUUGACAGGAGCCCCGGAGUCUGUCCAGAAAGCAAAGAUGAUGCUGGAUGACAUCGUCUCUCGGGGUCGUGGGGGCCCCCCAGGACAGUUCCACGACAAUGCCAACGGGGGCCAGAACGGCACUGUACAGGAGAUCAUGAUCCCCGCAGGGAAGGCUGGCCUGGUCAUCGGCAAAGGUGGCGAGACCAUUAAGCAGCUGCAGGAACGAGCUGGAGUGAAGAUGAUUUUAAUUCAAGAUGGCUCCCAGAACACGAACGUGGACAAGCCUCUUCGCAUCAUUGGGGAUCCUUACAAAGUGCAGCAAGCCUGCGAGAUGGUGAUGGACAUCCUCCGGGAGCGUGACCAGGGUGGCUUUGGGGACCGGAACGAGUACGGAUCCCGGAUUGGUGGGGGCAUUGACGUGCCGGUGCCCAGACAUUCUGUCGGGGUGGUUAUUGGCCGGAGCGGAGAGAUGAUCAAGAAGAUCCAGAAUGAUGCUGGCGUGCGGAUACAGUUUAAGCAAGAUGAUGGGACAGGUCCCGAGAAGAUAGCUCACAUAAUGGGGCCCCCAGACCGGUGUGAGCACGCAGCACGGAUCAUCAAUGAUCUCCUCCAGAGCCUCAGGAGUGGACCCCCAGGCCCUCCAGGGGGUCCUGGCAUGCCCCCGGGGGGUCGGGGGCGAGGAAGGGGCCAAGGCAACUGGGGCCCCCCUGGUGGAGAGAUGACCUUCUCCAUCCCCACUCACAAGUGUGGGCUGGUCAUCGGCCGAGGUGGCGAAAAUGUGAAAGCCAUAAACCAGCAGACAGGCGCCUUUGUGGAGAUCUCCCGGCAGCUGCCACCCAACGGGGACCCCAAUUUCAAAUUGUUCAUCAUCCGGGGCUCACCCCAACAGAUUGACCACGCCAAGCAGCUCAUUGAGGAAAAGAUUGAGGGCCCCCUCUGCCCAGUUGGACCAGGCCCAGGAGGACCAGGCCCUGCCGGCCCCAUGGGGCCCUUCAACCCCGGGCCUUUCAACCAGGGGCCACCUGGGGCUCCCCCGCAUGCGGGGGGGCCGCCUCCUCACCAGUACCCACCCCAGGGCUGGGGCAAUACCUACCCCCAGUGGCAGCCACCUGCUCCUCACGACCCAAAUAAAGCUGCAGCCGCCGCAGACCCCAACGCCGCCUGGGCCGCCUACUACUCACACUACUACCAGCAGCCCCCAGGCCCCGUGCCCGGCCCUGCGCCAGCCCCCGCGGCCCCACCUGCCCAGGGCGAGCCCCCUCAGCCCCCACCCGCCGGCCAGUCGGACUACACUAAGGCCUGGGAAGAGUAUUACAAGAAGAUUGGCCAGCAGCCCCAGCAGCCCGGAGCACCGCCACAACAGGACUACACGAAGGCCUGGGAGGAGUACUACAAGAAGCAGGCUCAAGUGGCCACCGGAGGGGGUCCGGGAGCACCCCCAGGCUCCCAGCCAGACUACAGUGCCGCCUGGGCUGAAUAUUACAGACAGCAGGCCGCUUACUACGGACAGACUCCAGGUCCCGGCGGCCCCCAGCCUCCACCCACACAGCAGGGACAGCAGCAGGCAAGUGGGAAUUGCCACCCUCCUCCUCCUCCUUUUUCCUUCCAACCCCCGGCCACCGUCCAUCCUGCCUUAGUGGGUAGCGCCGGAAAUCCCUUCCCCUGCGGGGUGUGUCCUUGA